AAUUGAUCAGUCACGCUUAAACCUUCGGCCGUGGAGGAUGUGUGUCGCUCUCGAAGAAAUACGCGCGUAAAAUUAUUUUAAUCGUAAUUUUAUACGAUGAAUUAUUCGUUAAGCGAUUAAUGUUUACAUCCUAUUGAUUCUCGUGCGACGUUUAUGUAGAUUUUCGUUUGUUUUUUUAUAUAAUUAAUCGUGAUUAGUUAUUGUGGUGUUAUCAUUUGAAUAUUACAAUUAUUUGUUGAAAAUUUAUCAACAGCUUUGUAAGAGCUGUCGCAAUCGAGCUCGGGUGCGGCAUGCGCGGCCGCGCGUCGCUGUGGCGGCGGCUGGCCGUGGGCGCGGCCGCGCUGCUCGCCGCCGCGGCGCUCGUGGCCGCGCUCUGCUGGAACCGCAUCUUCGAGUCGGCUCUCAACUCGCAAAUAAAGCUGUCCCCUAACACGCGCGCCUACAACGACUGGGUGGCGCCGUCAGUGCCGCUACUAUUCGACGUGUACCUGUUCAACUGGACCAACUCCAAGAGCUUCCCCGAAGAGCGACCCAACUUGGAACAACUAGGUCCAUAUCGUUUUCGGGAACAACGCCGGCACGUGAACGUAACGUUCCACCCUGGCAACGGCUCGGUGUCGUACCGCACGCAGCGCAGCUGGCACUUCGACGAACAGAGUAAUGGUACGAUGGAGGACACCGUCACCAUACUCAACAUUAUCGUUGCCUCCGCGAUCUACCGCGCUCGGCACUGGGACUUCUUGACGCAGAAAGGCUUGUCAAUGAUGCUUGCCAUGCUCGGCCAUGGCCUGACCACGACGAGGACGGUCAGGGAGCUGUUGUUCGAAGGCUUCGAGGACCGGCUGCUGGACAUAGCGAAGACCCUGCCUGCCAGUACCACGGGCGGUGCGCCACCUGUUGACAGAUUUGGACUAUUUUAUGGGAGGAACAACUCUAUGGACACCGAGGGUCGGGUGGAGGUGACGACGGGAGCGCUGAGCGGUACCAUCCCGGGACAGAUCCUGAGUUGGGAUUACCACAAGAGCCUGCCCUGGUACGAAGGAGAAUGUGCCAAGAUGCAAGGCAGCGGCGGCGAGUUCAUGCCGCACAACCUGACGGAGGAGGCGCCGCUCACCAUCUUCAUGCCGGACCUGUGCCGCACGGUGCACAUGGAGCCCGAGCGCAGCGGGGAGAUGGAUGGCCUGCCGUACAUCAAGUACGCCAUGACGGACAUCAGCUUCGAUAACUCUACAAGAAAUCCGCAGAAUUCUUGUUUCUGCAACGGGGAGUGCAUCUGGGGCGGCGUGAUGAACGUGUCGGCGUGUCGCUACGGCAGCCCGUCGUUCCUGUCGCUGCCACACUUCCUACACGGCGAUCCGGAGCUCCGUGAGGCGGUGCAGGGGAUGCGGCCUGACCCUGACCUGCACUCCUUCUACUUCGCUGUGGAGCCUAGGUUAGGCGUCCCUCUCGACGUGGCGGGUAGAUUCCAGUUUAACGUAUACAUUGAACCUAACCCUUAUAUUGCUCUCUACGAAAAAGUGCCAAGAAUGCUGUUCCCUAUAUUCUGGGUGGAACAAAGCGUUAAAGUCAGCGAAUCAGUGUUUGCGGAGCUACGCAUGGUGCGCGCCAUCUUGGAUUGGGGCGGCACGGUGUGCGCGUGCGCCGCCAUCUUUUUCGCGAGCUUCGUUACCAUAGUAACGUGUUGUAAUAAGAAAUCUCAGUAUACCAAGCCACCAAUCCAGGAUAUCGUCUGCGAAAAGCCGAAAGACGAAGCCGAAAUUAAAUUGUACUCUAUGUAAAUUGACUGAUUUAUUUUAGUGGUUUUUAUUACAUGGCAACCAUGACGAUGCCGUACAGUAUCUUUAGCGCUUAACUACGAUCUCACUUGAUGUUAAGUGAUUGCAGUUUAAGAUGGAAGUGACGAGAGAGAAAUAUACUGUCGACCAAUAGCAGCGAAGUCAAAAAUAUCCCUCUAUCUUUCGUCGUUAAACACCAUUGUUAACUUUCUAAAUAACAUCGCACUCGAACAAUUUUUUUUGUAGAUAUUAUGUGUGGCAUGUCCAGCACUAUUUCAUUCAGGAUGUUUUUAUAACUUCUCUUCUCUUGAGUCUUGAAUUAUUUUGUACCUUUCUCUGUGUAACACAAUAAGUAUAUAGAGAUGGAGACUCACACUGUAGAGUCAUGAAAACAUCGUCACAGAAUAGUGCUAAAACACAUCUGUCGUGUUUAGUACUUAGACUAAUUACAUAUGGACUAGUAUCGCACCCAAAUUCACGAAAAAAAUUGUCUGUCAUUUUCUGAGGAAAACGAACUUAGAUAGCUAGAAGAUUUUACCCGUUUUUACACCUACACAAGAAGGUAUUUUACGGAGUUCUUUCACCAACGAACACGAUUACAGCUUUGAAACAUCGAUUCUUUAUAGACAGUUCUUAUAAGCGCAUUAGAUCGUUGAUCAUAUAGUUUGACAGAAAAGUAACGUCUAGCGAGACAGGUCGUUAUGUAAUUAGUCUGAGGUUAAGUGUUUUAUUGUAGUGUAUAAUGUAUUGUAUUAUAUAAUGUAAUUAAUGUUAUGUUAAUGUAGUAAUGACAAUUCUCAAGGGGGAUAGGAAAUUAUUUUCCUACUCUUUGAAAGGUACACACAGGUAUACUAGUACCUAUGUCCUUGUUUUGAAUUUGUAUACGUAUCUGUACCUGUCCACUCAUUGAUAUUAUUAUUUGUAAAAAAAACAAAUUGAGAUAGGUAUAUUUCGACUCCAUUCACAUGAUAGUCUGUUUUUUAAAAAUCCCGUGCUAUACACACAGACACCCUUGAUCUGUCAUCAAAAACCCAACUAUGUACAUCAAAAGAUAAACAGGAUUUCCGGAUUUUUUUACUUUAUAUGGAUUGUGGCGGAUCAAAAAACGUACAUAAUCAUUACGGGCCUUUAAUUUAACGACAAUUUAAAGACAUUGUAGACAUAGUUAGUUAUAAAUCUGUAUAACCAUUCGUUGAUUUGUUCAUUUUAAUAUAACUACGAAGUUAGACUCGAUAACAGUUAUUCUAGUUUAUUUUUUCAUUUUGAUGUUAUAGGUAUGUUAUGUUUGGUGUAUUUUUGAGGACUUUAGUUUGAUACCUUUAUUUUGAACGUUGUUGUAUAAAGAAGACGUAGUGACUAACUAACUACAAUCGAGAAAGGGAUUUGGGCACGCAGAGUGGAUGAGUAGAAGGAAUAUAACGAAACUUAUUUAAAAGCCCUCAUUCGGACGAGAGCUUUUUAACGGACGUCAAAAAAGCGUUCAAAUACAACAAAUGCAUUCCCAAGUGUCCCAAUUCCCUAUGUUCACACGACGUUUUUAAAACACGACGCUUUUUUUCGAGCAGAUUUGGGUUCGAGUUGCAUUUUCAAAUUUGGGCGUUGGAAAUAGACCUUCAUUUAAUUUCAUACUAUAUUUGAACGAUUUUUUAACGUCCGUUGCGUCUCGUGCGAAUGAGGUCUAAAUGAGUGAAUGGAUACGUUGGAUGGGGAAGACAAGGCGAACGUUCCUGGACCAUAUCCAUAUCCCGGACAUUUUCAAUGUAGUCUUCGCUAAAGUACCUUAAACCGACGAUAUUGUAUGAACGAAUUGAUGAGAAUGAAUAAAGCAAGGAAGAUAUGCAAGGGUUGUAGCAAUUAGUCGUAAGUAAGGAAGGAUGUGGUCUCUGCCUGCUUAUGGGUAUGGCGUGAUUAUAAUUAUGUAUUUAGAUAAUUAUUGAUUAAUUUAUUACUUAUGUAAACUAUUACCCUCCUUCUGCCAUUAAAUAUAUGUUAUAAUAAUUAAGUUAUUAGUGUUAUAUUGAUAUUCAUGUAAUUAAUAUUAAAAAUGUAAAGAUGCAUAAUGUCGUAGAUACCCGCAAAAUAAAAAUCCCACAACUCAUCACCAGAGAGCCUAGUGGUAGUUUGAUGCUGUUACUAUCGCGUUAACGUAAAUGUGAAUUUCUAAGGAAUUGAAACAGCGCCAUCUAGUGGCACUACUGCACAACUGUUUCAAUUCCAUAUAAAUUCGCGUUUACGUCAACGCGAUAGUACAAAUAUUGAAAACUCCCACUAGGCACACAGGUCUCCGGCUGCAGAUAGUGUGAUUUGCAGUAAGGAGUUCCUUACAAAGAAUACUAAAGGACCUGAAUUUUAAGUGAUACGAAGGUAAAACAAUGUUCCAUGUGAGGCAUUCCAAAACGACGGAAUAAAAUAAAAAUGUUGUUUUUUUAUUACAAAUAUUUAAGUAAAUCUAAAGAAACCAUGAACUUAGAAUUUUAUCUAAAGAAACCAUGAACUUAGACUUGUAGAACUUUAUCGUCGAUUUAUUUCUACAAGGUUCUAUCGUGAUGACGUUCCUUUUACUUGACGUUUUGGCUGGUGGGAGGCUUCGGCCGUGGCUAGUUACCACCCUACCGGCAAAGACGUACCGCCAAGCGAUUUCGUGUUCCGGUACGAUGCCGUGUAGAAACCGAAAGGGGUGUGGAUUUUCAUCCUCCUCCUAACAAGUUAGCCCGCUUCUAUCUAAGACUACAUCAUCACUUACCAUCAGGUGUACCAUUGUAGUCCAGGGCUAACUUGUACAGAAUAAAAAAAUAAAAAAAAAAACGUACAUAAAGCCAUUAGUUUUUAUUUUUCAUUAUUUUUCGUUUCGUAUUUUGUGCAUUAAGCCAGUCCUAAAGUGAUAAUUAUUUAUUUUUUAAAUUUUUUUUUCCUGCCGAAGUUUUGCUGUUAACUUCUUUGGCUGGCAAUAGAAGAACCCCUUAACAUUUUGCUAUAGCAAUACCUUAUUCCGUGCAUAGUUGACAACAAAAGGCCAGGCGUAGUUGCUUCUGUUACCUAUUUAUUUACAUUUCAAAGUCACAUUAUUUCCAUGGUUAAAACCAGGGGCGUAGCUACCGUCAUAUCAGCCGCGUCGAUGAUAUGGGGCCCCAGAUUACAGAGGCCCCUUUAUGUGUGAAAGCAAAAAUUAGUAAAAUGUAGUCGACAAUCUCACGUAAUCUGGUGCUUUCCGGGAAAAAACCAACAGUAAGUUACAACAAAUAUUUCGAUACCAAUUUUUGUGGUGAUAGUGAGAAAGAGUAAGAGAUUUUUUUUUUAUUCUUUAAAAGUUAUCCCUUGACUACAAUCUCACCUGAAUGAUGAUGCAAUCGAAGAUGGAAGCGGGCUAACUUGUUAGGAGGAGGAUGUAAAUCCACACCCCUAUCGGUUUCUACGCGACAUCGUACGGAAACACUAAAUCGAUUGGCGGUAUGCCUUUGCCGCCAAUCGUAACGCCAAAUAAUUUAAGGUUCCAUUACCUACUCAUAGAAACCAUUGAAUAUAAAUAAAAAGGAGAUGGUCCAAAAUUGUAUGGAGCUCAGGAUCAGCCAUUGUACCCUGGCGGAAAUAAAAGAAAGUAUUUUUUUUAACUAUUUUUGAUUAUACAAAUCUACGAAUUUACUUUAAUUCUUUCGAAAUUAUAUUCAUUCUCCCCCAAGAAAUGCAACACUAAUGAGGGUAUGGCGGAUUGAUGACGUUUUUAAAGCAGUAGUCGUUUUGACGUUUGCUGUCAAUUGUCAUGUCAUAGUUGGUUUAAGGGCGCCAUCUUGAUAAAACUCAAAAACUUGGGUUUUAUUUCAUUUAUUUCUUUUUAUUGAGAUUUAUUCAUUUAUUUAGAUUUUAAUAAAAUCCUUUUUUAAAUUUUUAAUGAUACGGGGCACACGAAUGGACCUAAAAUGGACCAUUUCCUUUGGGUAAGACGUUGAAUGAAUUACACCUAGGUAGGUACCCAAAAUAAGACUGUAAUUAUGAGAAGGUAAUUUGAUGAUAAAACACAUUGCCAUAAUCUCUAUACAAAUUAUUUUGUCAUUUAUGGAACUGCGUGGAGACGUGGUUUUAAGGCCGAUAUUUUAUGUAAAUGAUAUUCGUAUAAAAUAUAAGUAAAUGUAGCUGUGUUGUGUAUUUUCGUAUCAUAAAACAAGAAAACGUGUAUUUAUUAAAGUGUAUUUGGAUGCAAUUUAUUAAAUAUGUGAUGACAGAUUU
This is a messenger RNA of Bicyclus anynana (squinting bush brown), 5996 nucleotides long. It is a transcript of the gene SCRB4, whose product is annotated as protein peste. The transcript is spliced from 10 exons. The coding region runs from base 291 to 1778 and encodes 495 amino acids. NCBI's taxonomy places the organism in Eukaryota, Metazoa, Arthropoda, Insecta, Lepidoptera, Nymphalidae. Gene Ontology annotation, molecular function: scavenger receptor activity. The record is from RefSeq and is a predicted model, not a curated record. Gene Ontology annotation, cellular component: membrane; cytoplasm.